AUGGCUGUGCCUCCCACGUAUAUUGAUCUUGGCAAGUCUGCCAGGGACGUCUUCACCAAGGGCUAUGGAUUUGGCUUAAUAAAACUUGAGUUGAAAACAAAAUCUGAGAGUGGACUGGAAUUUACAAGCUCAGGUUCAGCCAACACUGAGACCACCAAAGUGAAUGGCAGUCUGGAAACCAAGUACAGGUGGACGGAGUACGGCCUGACCUUCACAGAGAAGUGGAACACGGACAACACACUGGGCACGGAGAUCACCGUGGAAGACCAGCUCGCACGUGGACUGAAGCUGACCUUUGAUUCAUCCUUCUCCCCCAACACUGGGAAAAAAAACGCUAAAAUCAAGUCGGGGUACAAGCGGGAGCACAUCAACCUGGGCUGCGACGUGGACUUCGACAUCGCGGGGCCCUCGAUCCGGGGCGCCCUGGUGCUGGGCUACGAGGGCUGGCUGGCCGGCUACCAGAUGAACUUCGAGACAGCCAAGUCCCGCGUGACCCAGAGCAACUUUGCCGUUGGCUACAAGACCGAUGAAUUCCAGCUUCACACUAACGUAAACGACGGGACGGAGUUUGGCGGCUCCAUUUACCAGAAGGUGAACAAGAAGUUGGAGACGGCUGUGAACCUCGCCUGGACAGCAGGAAACAGUAACACUCGCUUUGGAAUAGCAGCCAAGUACCAGAUCGACCCCGAAGCCUGCUUCUCGGCUAAAGUGAACAACUCCAGCCUGAUCGGGUUGGGAUACACCCAGACACUAAAGCCAGGUAUCAAACUGACGCUGUCAGCUCUGCUGGAUGGCAAGAAUGUCAACGCUGGUGGCCACAAGCUUGGUCUAGGACUGGAAUUUCAAGCAUAA
Pipistrellus nathusii (Nathusius's pipistrelle) is the source of this 852-nucleotide messenger RNA. Lineage: Eukaryota; Metazoa; Chordata; Mammalia; Chiroptera; Vespertilionidae. The record is from the annotation of a GenBank genome assembly.